CGCUGGUGUGAGGACAUCGACUGAGGAUUAGAUUUUUAUCCACUGUUUUUUUUACACAGGAUUUGUUUUUUAUCCACUCGAAAGACGAUUUCUAUUUUGAUAUCAUCUUUUAUGGUGCGAAGUGAGAAAGGAAAAUAUUGAAAACUGUUAAACAUUACUGACACCCUGUGGCCGACGCAAGGGGAAGGCAUGGCACCCCGAGGAAACGGGGGAGCCUCGGGUAGCCUGUUCACCGCGUACCGAGGCCCCGAAAUGCCCCUCCAUCACCAGUACGGCCCUCCACCCACUACCACCUACACCCCCAAUCCACACUUCACCUACAGCCCCCGAUACUCUGUCAGUCCGAUGGCCACAUCACUCGACCCUUCAUCCCGCUCUGCAAUGGUCUAUCCAGCUAAUCCGCAGGGAGCUCGAAAGCAGAGGAGGGAACGGACAACCUUCACGAGAGCCCAAUUAGAUAUUCUAGAAGCCCUCUUUCAGAAAACCAGGUAUCCGGACAUCUUUAUGAGAGAAGAAGUCGCAAACCAAAUUAGAUUGGCAGAAUCAAGAGUUCAAGUGUGGUUUAAAAACAGGCGAGCCAAGUGUCGCCAGCAAGCACAAAAUCAAAAUGGCUCCAGUAAAAAUCGCUCCACCAAAAAGCAAGUUUCGAAGAGUCCUCCAGCCCAGGUUCCGUCUUGUAGCAGUCCUUCAACGUCCCAAUCACAAGCCAGUCCAGCGUCCGGAGACUCCAGUCCGUCCAUUCCCAUACAACCCAUACCACCAAGGAAUCUUCAGUACAGUCCCACAACCCAUUCGGACACUUACGUGCUGCCCAACAUAACCACCAGUUGCAUGCAGAAAUUGGAGUCCCCUACCUAUCAGUACAAUUGUCCGGCCGCGGCUGCAACGACCUACAAUACCAAUGGAUACUUCCAUCACCAGAACAGUCCCUACUCUUCUCUUCACUACGAUUCCUCCCCCUUUUAUAAUCCUUCCUAUCAACCCCUCACAUCGUCUCACAACAGGGGGGACAUGUACAACGCUUACUCGGCACUACCUCCACCACGAAAUGACUAUUUAGUGGACGAUUCCAAGCCCCAUCUCAAAUUCGAGAGUUUGUGAAAACGAGACUACAUUGUAAAUAAGGCCUAUUUUCAAAAGUUUUUCUUUCAUUCCUUACUUUUUUUUCUAAACAAAAAAA
Parasteatoda tepidariorum (common house spider) is the source of this 1180-nucleotide messenger RNA. RefSeq names its product homeobox protein OTX2-A-like. Gene Ontology annotation, molecular function: DNA-binding transcription factor activity, RNA polymerase II-specific; RNA polymerase II cis-regulatory region sequence-specific DNA binding. Gene Ontology annotation, cellular component: nucleus. Gene Ontology annotation, biological process: regulation of transcription by RNA polymerase II. The record is from RefSeq and is marked provisional. Lineage: Eukaryota; Metazoa; Arthropoda; Arachnida; Araneae; Theridiidae.